Cloeon dipterum is the source of this 4431-nucleotide messenger RNA. It is a transcript of the gene Syn2, whose product is annotated as Syntrophin-like 2. NCBI's taxonomy places the organism in Eukaryota, Metazoa, Arthropoda, Insecta, Ephemeroptera, Baetidae. Bases 256 to 1866 code for a protein of 536 amino acids. Gene Ontology annotation, cellular component: intracellular anatomical structure; dystrophin-associated glycoprotein complex. The record is from RefSeq and is a predicted model, not a curated record. Gene Ontology annotation, molecular function: protein binding; structural molecule activity. The transcript is spliced from 10 exons.
UGUUCCAGUAGUCGGCGUCGCGCUGCAGCUCUGUCCGGAUCACAUCUUUUAAAUACAGAAGAAAAAGAAAAGAGAUUUUUCUGCUUUGCUCCUCAUCAUUUCUUCUCAAGCCUUAAAGCUUGUAUAAUUUUUGAGCGGUGACCGUGCCCAUUUCCAAUGAAAAACCGGUGUUCCAAAUCAGCUGAGCUGAGGCAGAGACGACGGCCAGAUGGGCCGUUAAUGAGGUAGGCAGGCGGCCACGGCCUCUCAACGGCCAUGGAGGACGACUGCAGCAGCGAGAUCGUCACCGAGGAUGUCCCGGAGCGGCGUCACAAGGUGCGGAGUGGUAUGGUGGCGGUUAGCGACGGCAAAAGCCGGCCGCGAGCCAUGCGAUUACACCUGUCGCUGGAGGUGCUGCGGCUGCAGAGCCAAACCGAGGAGGAGCCGGUUGCCUCACCAGGCCGCCGGCACCCCUCGGACCAUUUAAGUCCAGCCACAGGCAUGCCCACCUCCCCGGGCGGGCUGUCUUCCUGCAGUCAGCAACAGGACGACGCCAUCAGGCUGCCACCGCCUGACGCAAGGGAGCGUGUGGUGGGGGUGCAGCGCCAGCGGACCGGAGGCCUGGGUUUGAGCAUCAAGGGCGGCUCGGAACAUAAACUGCCCAUUCUCAUCUCGAGGAUCUUCAGAGAGCAGGCGGCAGACAUGACAGGCAAUCUGUUCGUGGGCGACGCGAUUGUUCGAGUCAACGACCAGGAAAUGUACGGGCGCACGCACGACCAGGCCGUCAACAUCCUGAGAAACGCCGGCGACACGGUCACCAUCACCGUCAAGCAUUACAAAGCAGCUACACCUUUCCUCCAGCACAAUUUUCCCCGAGAAGACAGCAGUCGUUCGCUGAAUUUGGACAACCUGCAGAACGGUGACUGGCGCGCCACUUCCCCCGUGUCCCGCAGGUCAUCCGCCGUGGACAGCACUUCAUCAGGGAGGUGGACAGAUGUUGUUGCUGUGCCGCUGCUUAUGGCGUACGUCACAAGAUACAUCUUCGGCACGGACAAGCUGCGUCCGAACGCGUUCGAGGUGCGAGGCCUGAACGGCACGUCGACGGGCGUGAUUCAGUGCGGCGACGCGGCCAUCCUGUCCCAGUGGCUCAAGUACGUGACUGACAACAUCGUCGGACUGACCAACCUGCAGGUGAAGCUGUUCAACCGCACGCUGCCAGCCUCGGAGCGCGUCGAGUACAUGGGCUGGGUCAACGAGGGCGUGCUCAACAACAACCAACCCUGGCAGUGCUGGCGGCCCAGGUACCUCACGCUCAGGAGCACCGACCUUGUCCUCAGCGACACGCCACCCGUGAGUGUGACCAACUGGGGUGACAACUGCCAGAUAUUCCAAAUCUACCAGAGCAUGUUCCGCGUGAUCAAAGACAGCGAAAACGUGGAUGAGCGACAGCACUGCUUUUUGCUGCAAACGGCCGGACACGAGUCUCGUUACCUUUCUGUCGAAACGCGGCAAGAGCUGCUCAGGAUCGAGGCCGCUUGGCACUGCGCAGUUUGCUCCGCGGUGAUCAAGUUGAAAAACAAGACGUUCAACGUUGUCUGGGGAGGCAAGCCGGCAGUGCUGACGCUCGACUGGAACGUCGGAUUCGUGUUGGCCGACGCAGAAACCGGCGCGGUCAACUGGAAGUACAAGUUUUCUCAGCUCAAAGGCUCGUCAGACGACAACAAAUGCAGGCUCAAAUUGCAUUUCCAGCUCAUGGAGUCCAGAAUCAUAGAAACAAGAGAAAUGGAGUGUCCGACACUGCAGUCACUGCUAUUCUGCAUGCACGCCUUCCUGACGGCCAAAGUGGCCUCCGUGGAUCCCGCCUUCCUCAGCUCGAAAGAACCCUAGCCCGCGGGGGCCGCGGGGGCGCCCGAGGAGCGGCCCCCCGCCCCUGGCACCACUCCGAGGGUCGUGCCGCGGGCCGUCGAGUGGGCCUGCUCGCCGCAGAGCUCCCCUUCGCGCCGCCCGACCUCGCUCGCCCUCCGCAGGACCACAGCCCCCACGCCCCGGUAGUGCCGCCCCCGCCGCCCCUCGACGCCUCCACCGCCGCCGCCGAGAACACUCAGUGCAGUGACCAGCGUGCCCCUCUACUCCGAGUAGCUCACUCUCUCCUUGGCUACUGCUGUCAAAUAUGUUAUUUAGGAAUAAUAAAUUUGCUUUCAUUCGUGGUGCAACACUCGCUCUACGUGUCACGGUCGUACGGCUCGCUUUUCCUUCCGGUCCUGCUGGAAUUCAGGACACAGCAGCCUUUCCAGUGCGUAUGUAUCUCGUUUUUUUACGUUCCAAAAUUGUUUCGAGGUUGUUUAUUAUUUAGGACACAUGGUAUUAUAUUUAGGACCAAAUUUAGGUCUUGUCAAUCCAUGCUCUUUUUUUACACGGUUCGAAAUAAGUUUUUUUUAUUCUUUUUUAUCUGUGAUCCAACUGAUCCAACUAAAUUUUCGGUGCACAAUUUUCCUUAUCAUUUUUUCCAAUAAUGAAGAAAUUUCAUGGGUCGGAGGAUAAAAUUGGCAUGAGGUCAAGCAAACUCAAUGAAACUGACACCGCAGCAACCAAUCUUUAUUAGUAGAUUGCGUCAUAAAAAUAUUUCGUCGAAAUAUGCUUUUUUGCGGGUUUUACGUGAUAAUUUUGAUAAACUUUCAAACCCUUUAAGCUGUUUGAGGGAGGUCGAGACGAGUCUAACGGUGGUUAGUUUUAGCAAUUCUGAUUAGAACCCGAGAUUUGGAGUUAACCAUACUUGCAAAACAAAACAAAAAUCGAAAAAUCCCCUUUUUUUCUGGUUUUAAGUAAGAAUUUCUCGAAAAAAAUAAUGCCACUCAGAAAUUUUCUCACAAGUUUUCAAAUGGCAUAUAGGACAAUAACUUUUUAAAAGUUCCAAGAUGCUAAGCUUAUUUCAAUUUAAAACUAUAUUAACAAAUAAAUAAUGUGACUUUUGACCUUAACCUAGCGCUUCAAAUUUGAUGUUCGUUUGAUUGGGAUUAUUGAGAGGAAUACAUAUUGCAAAACUUAUUUUCAAAAUUGCACAACGGGGAGGCGAGAUAUUAAAGUUUAAAAUUUUACCAAAAUUGUCCCGUAAAGCCCGCGAAAAUGCAUAUUUUGUCGAAAAAAAUCUUGUGACACAAACUCCUAGAAAAGAUUGAUUUCUAGUGUAUUUCUAUUAUCCAAUUUCUGAUUCAGAGAAUAACAUUCAACUGAAAUGUAACUGCAGAUAAUUUGGGCAUAAUUUUUCCAGUUAUCUUUAUAAACCCUGAAAUGUUUUUGUGAAAACUGACAAAAUAAAAAGCAGUUUUUGAGAGUGGGCUUCGAAAUCCCCCUUUCUCUUUCCUCCACUGACGUAAUUUGAACUAUGCAUUACAGUAUAAUUGUGUAAUGACAUCAAAUAACAAUACUAGAAAUUUCACAUAGGUUUAAUAUGUAACUAAAAUGUUAACGUACGUGUUGAAAAUUUAUGCGCACAAUUUUUUAACUUAUAAAAAAGAAACUUGCUUGCGCAGUGUUUGUAAUUUAAUUUUAGCGUUCCUCUUUAUGCACCGGUUGCAAAACGCUGGAAACGCAAAAAGGAUCAGUAUAUUACACUGCUGCUGCACAAUUUAAAAUUCAAAUCUACUCUUUCUCAGCAUUAUGAUCGAGAUGAUAUAUAGCACAAAAGGCCUUUUCUCUCUCGCUGCUUCUUACAAUAGUGAUUUCAUGUGCACCUUGAUAUAUAUUUGCUUGAAAUGUGAUGAUACUGCUGCGACUUUCAACUAAGAUGCGGGAAACUGUGUGGGGCACGUUCUCCUGCUUUAUUAUUUGCAUGCAAAUCUGAUGAUGUAUUGAUUUCGACGCACUUCUCUGUAAUAAUAUAUUGCGUGCUGUUGUGAGAAUGACUCACGAGGCUCCUCUUGUGAAACGAAUAAUAUUGCAAGCAAUAGUGCAAUUGGGACUGAGUUCUUCAAACAAUUAAAGAUAUUUAUAUAUAAACAAAGAUAAUGACUAAAUGAUGAAAUAUAUUUUGAUUUUUAGAAGCGUUUGUGUCUGCAAUUAAACACUAAUCGAAUUAAUUACAUGAUUGUGCUCAAAAGUGCAUUUGUUAACCUGACCAGCACUUGUAAAUUUUUUUCUCUCGAGUUUUGAGACCAACCGUUCCUGUAAAAAAGUGUAAAUAAACAUUUCUUAAAGUAAAUCUUAAACAAUUAAUAAUAAUAAUAAAAAUAAUGUUAACAGGUUCUCGUGUCAGAGAAAUUUUCCUUUCUGGUCCUGUAAAUAUAUUUGCUGUUACUCCCGAAAUAAUGUGUACAUAUAAAUACAUAAAAUGCAAUCGAAAAUAUAUAUACGACUCUGUGUUACGACGCCAGUUUAUAAUAUAGUGCUACCUGAUGUUAAUCCUGAUUAUUUAAAAUAAUAUAUUUCAAUAAACAAACAGUUAUUUCAACUCAA